Molecule: messenger RNA, 2246 nt
Organism: Gadus morhua (Atlantic cod)
Lineage: Eukaryota; Metazoa; Chordata; Actinopteri; Gadiformes; Gadidae
Gene: ywhae1
Product: tyrosine 3-monooxygenase/tryptophan 5-monooxygenase activation protein, epsilon polypeptide 1
Exons: 7
Coding region: 142-1032 (296 amino acids)
Source: RefSeq, a predicted model, not a curated record
ACUCCGCGUCAUACCUAGCACGAGACCACCACACCACAAAGGAUUAAUUUAGUUUUACAUCAACGGACCACAGCGCCAUCUUCACUCUAUCCCAUUGCCUGAUGGAACAGGGCGCCAUAUUCACCCGAUACCGGUGCCCGGAUGGAACAGGGGGCCAUCUUUGUUCCAUCCCAGUGCCCGGAUGAAACAGGGCGCCAUCUUUACUCCAUCCCAGUGCUGCCGGUGGGGCGGAACGACUCUCUACAAACCAUUGAUCCUAACACCAUGGGUGACCGGGAGGACUUGGUGUACCAGGCUAAGCUUGCCGAGCAGGCGGAGCGGUACGACGAGAUGGUGGAGUCCAUGAAGCUGGUGGCGGGGAUGGAUGUGGAGCUGACGGUCGAGGAGAGGAACCUGCUAUCGGUGGCAUACAAGAACGUGAUCGGAGCGCGGCGAGCAUCCUGGAGGAUAAUCAGCAGCAUCGAACAGAGGGAGGAGAGCAAGGGCGGGGAAGACAAGCUCAAGAUGAUUCGGGAAUACAGGAAAACGGUUGAGGACGAGCUGAAGUCCAUCUGUAUCGAAAUUCUGGAUGUACUGGACAAGCACCUUAUUCCUGCUGCUACCACAGGAGAAUCCAAAGUCUUCUACUACAAAAUGAAGGGGGACUAUCACAGGUACCUGGCCGAGUUUGCCACCGGCAACGACCGAAAAGAGGCAGCGGAGAACAGCCUCGUGGCGUACAAAGCGGCAAGCGACAUCGCCAUGACGGAGCUGCCGCCCACACACCCCAUCCGGCUCGGCCUAGCCCUCAACUUCUCUGUCUUCUACUACGAGAUCCUCAACUCGCCGGACCGUGCCUGCAGGUUGGCGAAGGCUGCGUUCGAUGACGCAAUCGCAGAGCUGGACACACUGAGUGAAGAGAGCUAUAAGGACUCCACGCUUAUCAUGCAGUUGUUACGCGACAACCUGACACUAUGGACUUCAGACAUGCAGGGGGACGGAGAAGAACAGAACAAAGAGGCAUUGCAAGACGUUGAGGACGAAGCCCAGUGAGACUAUGCCAACGACAGCCAACAACUUGAGACCCUACCCUCACCCCCUCCUCACACUCCUUCACCCCUCCUCCUCUAUAACCAGGCCCCACCCUGAGGAAGUGUAAAUUCCCGGUCCUCUCUCUCUCCUCCUUCCUCGUCUAAUCUAAUUUCUUUUGGAUAUUUCUUUCUCUCUCUCCCCUGUCCCAUCAAACCUCAGUAGCUUCAUGUCUCACAGGGCCAAGGAGCGGACCCACUUAUUUUUCUCCUCUUUGCAUAUAUUUUAUUUUUGUUAGCCCGUUAAUUCAGUUGAAGUAAGUACCACUUAAUUGAGACAGUAAAUACAAUGUGAGAAAUGCAAAGACAAAGAAAGAGUCCCUGAAUUUAACAAAUGUUAUGUUUUCAUUAUGUAUGAUUUUAUUUUAUUUCCCUUGGGUUUUUCCUCAAUAUUUUUAUCAGUUGCUGGAUAUAUUGAGAAUUUUUUUCUUAAUGUAAUUGCAGAAAUUAACUUUUAUUACUGAUAUGUUGACUAUUAGUUUUGGGAGCCUUUUUAUCUGUUUUUAGGAAAAUGUCAAAUGCAAAUCAUUUUACUUUAUUUUUUAUUUUUAUGGGCAGAAUAAAAUAUAAUACUUUAAGUGCCCUUUUUGGUAACUUAGUUUUUCAGAGGCAGUUGGCGAAAUUUGCGAUAUCCAUGUAGAAGCGAACAACCAUGACCUUUACACCGUCGUCCUCCAAUUGUAGUUAUUUUUCUUUCCAGGAGUCGUCCUUGGAUUCUUUUGUGCUGAAAUACUGUAUCUGUGUACACAUCCUUUCCUUGAGGUUUGACUGAUAGCUUAGCGGUGGUUAAGAUUGGACAAAAUAAACAGUAGAAACAAUCACCUGUAUGGGAAGACGCGUCUCAAUCUGGCCCCCUAGCUCCUCGACGGAGAGCUGUAAAAGUACCCUGUCCGUCAGUGCUUGCAUGUUGAGGCAAAUGACAAAUACUGUUUUUCUUGCUUCAUCCUACUUUUUACUAGAAGCCUUCUCUUCACGAGGUGCUUUUCUCCAUCUGUCUCUGGGCAGUUUCCUGUCAAUGGUAUAUUUUAAUUUCUCUUCUUGCUUGGUUAUGUGUAACUUGGAGCUGAUUUGUACUACUGGAUAUCUGACUGGAGCCACAGACGGGGGGGAUCUGUACCGUUCUUACUGAAACAGCAUGGAAUUAACAUUAAACAAUCUAAAUUAAACGUUAAAAAACAA